GUGUGGCGCCGAACUACGAUAGGAUAAUAACAAAAUAAUAUCGUCAUACACAUAAUUAUUAAUAAUGUAUUCUUUUAUUUAUUAAAUAGUUUCGAGUGCUGUGUGACAAAAACGCGUUUUUCGUCACAGACAUUAUCUCGUGUACACAAUAUAUUAUAAUUUUUUACAGUUAUCGGUUUGGUUUUAGCUUUUAGUCAUUUUAUACCGUCCCGGCGUAUUCUAUGAGAACGGCGUGCCAUUUCGUCCUGUAGGCAUUAUCGGUGCUCACCUUCGAACUCUACUAACUACACGUCAUCGUAUAAUAAUAAACUCGGCCGGCCACAUCUAGCUCAAGUCCACCGCGAUGGCCGUGCUGGUCGGAGGCCGAGACAACGUGGUGUCCAUAUCGGCAGCCGAGUCGAUAAAAAUGUUGGCUUUGUCCGUAGUCUGGGGCUCGUGGAUCAUCGUCAAGAAUGCGGCCGUUCGGGCUGUCACCCCGCUCUGGUCGAACGGCGGUGGUCGAGGGGAUGACGUCGACGGCGACGACAGAGAGUCCGGUGCCGGGGUCGCUGACGAUGACACAGUCGCCACUGCUACCACCGUCGCCACUGUCGGUGGUAAUAAGGCCGGCCGCCGGGCGCCCAGAGACCGUCCGCCACCGUGUUUGUCCACUACGGUUUACGGUACCCACUCGUACGUCAAAGUCAAGGGUGUUAAAUUUCAUUACGUUGAAUGUGGUGACCCCAAAGGCAUGAUUGUUAUUUUGCUACACGGAUUUCCAUCAUGUUGGAUUAGUUGGCAUCAUCAAAUUCCCACCUUGUCAAAACAUUUUCGUGUAAUUGCUGUAGACCUUAAAGGUUUUGGUGACUCUGAUAAACCAUCAGCACGCAAAAGUUAUCGAGUUGAAAAUCUGGUCAACGAGCUAGCCGUGUUUUUGUCAAUGCUAGGAGUGGACGACCAAAAUAAAUGUCACGUGAUCGGCCACGACUUGGGUGCUCUAUUGGGCUGGUAUCUGGUACAUCUGUGGCCCAACUGUGUGUCAAAAUUUGUAGCUAUUUCAUGUCCACAUCCAAAUGUCCACUGGGAGUACUUACCUCCGUCAAGUUUUUUUAACAAAAAUUGGAUUUGCUUCAGUCAACUUCCUUAUUUACCAGAAAUGGACGCUUUGCAAAGUGAUUUAAAAAUAAUCAACCAGUGUUAUCAACACCUAUCCAAGAAUAAGGAAAACGAUGACUUAUCUUACAUCGACGCAUAUAAAUAUACAUUUUCAAGAACAGAGGAUUGGACGGGUGCUAUAAAUUAUUUUAGAAACUUACCAUUCUACAGAAUUGAGCCACGGAGUAAUAAUGAUUCUUUAAAUAAAGAAGAAGACAUGCUCCAAGUUCCGUGUUUACUCAUCACUGGUAGUAAAGAUGUAAGUGUGCAAAUGGAGAGUUUUAUCAAAUCCACAGAGUUUCUAAAAACAUCUACUGUAAGAAUAAUUGAUAAUGCAUCGCAUUUUCCCCAUCAAGAGCAACCUAAAGUUGUCAAUGAUCUAUUGACAUCUUAUUUAGUUCGUGUAAAAGUAGUUCAAAAAGAGCUUCAACCACGACAGAACUCUGGUGGUAUAGUUGGAAGAAUGAAAGAUAUCGUUUCGUCUACUGUUCAGUAUGGAAAUACGUUGAAAGAUUCAGUACAGAAGAGAAACAUUUUACCAAUUACGGCCAUGACGUCAUCGUGUCAGAACUAAUUUUUUUUACAUUGAAAACAAUGUUCUUUUUUAUGUAAAUGUAUUUAUUGUAUCAACAUAAUAAUAACAAUAAGAGUAAUGUAACUAUCUAUAAUAUUAAUCAUUGUGGUUACCUACCUAUUGUCCUAUUGUUUACUAAUAAAAUUAUUUUAAGAACUAUUUUAAAUAGUAGGCACAGUGUUACAUUGCACUACACUGUACACAAUUAUUAUGCAUUUAUCUAUAUAAUAAUAUGAUGGGUGAUAAAAUCGUUUACAUCACGUGUAUAUCUAGGAACUUAAUUAGUCUUAUCUACAGUGUUAUUAUUGUAAAUUAUAAAUUAUUAAUAAGCUAAAUUUAAGUUUAUAUAAAUUAUAAUAUAAUCGUAUGUAUAACCUGACUAAACUUCAAAAGUUAAUAAUAGGUAUUUUAUCUGCAAGUUAGGUAUUGAAUGAACAAAUGCUUUUAAAGUUGAUUUUGUUAUGAAACCUGUAAGCUACUUUAUUACUUAAUAUACCUAUACUUAUAAAUA
This is a messenger RNA of Acyrthosiphon pisum (pea aphid), 2219 nucleotides long. RefSeq names its product epoxide hydrolase 4. Lineage: Eukaryota; Metazoa; Arthropoda; Insecta; Hemiptera; Aphididae. The transcript is spliced from 6 exons. Gene Ontology annotation, molecular function: catalytic activity. The record is from RefSeq and is a predicted model, not a curated record. The coding region runs from base 344 to 1708 and encodes 454 amino acids.